Nicotiana attenuata is the source of this 666-nucleotide messenger RNA. RefSeq names its product protein ENL-like. NCBI's taxonomy places the organism in Eukaryota, Viridiplantae, Streptophyta, Magnoliopsida, Solanales, Solanaceae. The record is from RefSeq and is a predicted model, not a curated record. The coding region runs from base 1 to 666 and encodes 221 amino acids. The transcript has 2 exons.
AUGACAAACCCACAAGACAAUCCUGGAACUCCUCCACCACCCACUCCCUCUAAUUCAUCUACCUCUCCUCCACCUAGCACAUCUCCCAAACCCAGGCUGAGAAGGGUAAAAAUGCUUGCUCGGAAAACAGUAGCGUCUGGGGCUCUCUCAAAGAAAUUAAAUGAGAAAUUAAAGGCAAGCCAGGUCCAAGACUCUGACUCCAACUCUGAUUCUGAGUCAUACAAAUCGGCUAAAAAUGUAGAAGAGAGUGGCAAGAAGUCAGGGGGAAGUGGUUCUGGUGAAGCUGCUGAAGGGUUAGUUAAUCUAAGCGCACAAGGAGAUGAACCUGGUUCAUCAACUGAAGAGACCCUAGCAGACUUGUUGAAAAAGGCUGGGGAAAGUUAUGAUCAAAAGAAAAGAAGAACUUCCACACCAAAAGCCUCCAGUGAUCCUAAACCCUCUAAAAAAAGAAAGGCUUCAUCCCCAACAACUACUGAAACUUCCUUGCCUAAGGGAAGAGCCACAAGAAGCAGGGUGAAACAGAGUGAGAGUGAUCUACAAAAGGCUCUAGCUGAGAGUAAGAAGAAAAGGAUGUCUAAAGGAAAAGGGAAGGUGGCAGAGUCCUCAGAGGCUGUGGAAGUUGAGGAGAUGGAACAGGUCCAUCAGGAGGAAGUUCCAACAGUGUAG